This is a messenger RNA of Kwoniella botswanensis, 1446 nucleotides long. RefSeq lists its product as uncharacterized. Gene Ontology annotation, molecular function: zinc ion binding. Gene Ontology annotation, cellular component: nucleus. NCBI's taxonomy places the organism in Eukaryota, Fungi, Basidiomycota, Tremellomycetes, Tremellales, Cryptococcaceae. The transcript is spliced from 5 exons. Bases 1 to 1446 code for a protein of 481 amino acids. Gene Ontology annotation, biological process: regulation of DNA-templated transcription. The record is from RefSeq and is a predicted model, not a curated record.
AUGCCACCGAACACACCUCCAUGGGUCGUCAAAGACCUAUCCUCAAUCUUGGGUCUAGAUGACGAGACUAUCAAACAGAUGAUCAUACCUGAUCUGGAAUCUUACACUCAUGAAGCUAGACUGAGAGUACAUCUUCUGGACUUUCUCGGUCCUUCGUCUCAAUCACAAUCAUUCAUCAACCGUUAUAUAUCGUUUCGAUUCCCUUCUUUACCUUCCACCCAAAGUCAACCUCAAUCUCAAUCAUUGACACCCAACCCAUCGUCCCUCAAACCCCAACCUUCCAAAUCGAAAUCGAAGGCACAGACACCAUUGAACCUCUCACGACCUACUUCCACCCCGGGCUCAUCUAGGACUAAACCCCUCGCAAACAAUAUACCCGAAGCGCUAGAAGCUGCCUUCGGAUCUGGUGGGAAGGUAUACCAGAAAAGGGACUUAGACGAAAGUGGAUUUGGUGGAUGGGGUAAAUCAACGGGUGGUACUCCCAAAUCAGGAGGUGGAGAACCCAAAGCACAACAAUCUCAAGCUCGUUUAGAUGCACCUUCUUCCAGUGCGAGUGGAAGUGCAGCGGGGAGCAGGACAAAUAGUUCGAAAGGGAAGAGCAGGGCUGGGGAAGAGAAAAUAUGGGAUAAACCGAAAUCCAAGACUGUCAAGAGAUUAGAAGGGAUAGUAGAUAAACUGAGAAUAAUAAAAGAGAGUAAUGGUGAAGGGAAGAUUAAGGAUGAUAAAGCUAUUAAUUGUUUCUGUCAAGCUCGAGUUCAUCCUUUAUCACCCUACACACCAAUUUGUCAAUCAUGUGGUCUAACCCUAUGUAAUGUCCAACAACCCUAUCUCCCCUGUCCAUCAUGUUCUUCCCCUCUCUCUACCCCCGCUCAAACAUCCCGGUUGAUCCUCCGCCUGGAAACUGAGAUUGAACAUCAACUAUCUAAAGAAGAGAUUGAAAGGCAACAAAUGGAAAAAGAGAGAUUGGAGAGAUUGGCAGUCCAAGCUGGAGGAGGUUCAUUCCCAAGUUUACCUGGUCAAACACCCCCACAAAGUAUCGUAACGACCAAUAAUCAGGGGAGGAAGGUGAUUAGUAUAGGAAGUAAAGUUAAAGGAAAAAGUAAAAUCACGACUACUACUUAUAUAACCAAACCUCCCACACCUAGUACACCCAAAGAAGCGGGAGAGGGAGAUAAGAUACUGGAUGAUAUCGUCCCGAGAUUAAAGUAUAAUCCAAUCGAUAAGAAUAGGUUAGAAAAGGAAUCGAAUAAGUUAUUGAACUACAGGAAAGAACAUGAUAGACCGUAUGGAGAUCCGAAAUUACUUGGACAGGAGAAAGAUGGAGUGGUAUUGGUUUAUAGAGAAUUGGCGGUGCCUGUUAUUAGGAAUGAGGAGACGGCGGGAAGGAGGAAGAAAGGGAAGGCGAAGAGGCUGGGUGAAGGUGGGAGGGAAGUUCCGGGAGCAUAA